CGGGGCCAGGCGCUGAAGAUGCUGCCGGGGACUGCGCGGCCGGGCGCCUGGGACCGCGGCCGGGUCGGGGAGAGGCUGCGGGCGGCCCUGGCCGGGCUCCAGGAGCUCCAGGUGCUGCGAGAGAGGCAGCGGGCGCUGGUGCGGGGGGCGCUGGCCAUGCAGCACCCGCCGGCGGCGCCCAGCAAAGAGCAGCGGCUGGAGGCCACCCUCAGCGCCCUCAAGGAACAGCUGUCUCGUUUAAGGAGACAGGAUGUUGGCUUGAAAAGUCACCUGGAUCAGCUGGACCAGCAAAUCAGUGAACUGAAGCUGGAUGUUAGUAAGACCUCCAGCGAGUAUCUGGACAGUGACAGCCGUCCCAGCUCAGGCUUUUAUGACCUGAGUGAUGGUGGCUCCUGCUCGCUGUCCAACUCUUGUACAUCUGUAUACAGCGAGUCCAUAUCCUCAUCCCACACCAGUCUGUUGCCCGGUGCUCAGCAGCCUAAAACAAGGCUCAGCGUGUUUGAUUACCGACCCAAGUCUGCAGAUGAAACCACGGUACACACCGCCAAGUUCCAGCAGCAGGGAGUCUGUAUUGGCAAUGGAUGUCGGAUGAAGGCUAGCACGGUCAUUUCUGGGACUCCCACCAGAUCCAGACCAAGGCCAGUUUCCACAGGUGACCUAGAACGGCUUGUAUCAGCAGACACUGCAUUUCAGAAAGCAACAGACCCCAAGUCUAUGCCUCCAGUUUGUCAUGGAGGGGAACAUCAGUUUCACAACGUAGACCCCAAAUACCAGAAUGACUUGGUCUCCAGGAACGGCAAUGAUGUCUACCCUUACCCAAGUCCCCUUCAUGCUGUGGCUUUACAAAGCCCUCUUUUUUCCUUGGUGGGGGUGCCCCUGGAAACAGACAAUCAUGCUCCCCCCAGUAAAUCCACACCUGCUGUGACAGGUCCCAGCUUGAUUAGGACUAGGCCAGUCAUUGAGACCAGGCCAGGGGGUUACAUCAACAAACUGCUCCAGUUGACAAGAUGCAGAGGGAAUAAUCAGGCCGCUGCCACUGAGCGGGUUUCGACAAAGAGCCAGCCAUCCACAAUGCACCAGAGACUCAUUAUAACCCCCACUGCUGGUGGAGUGAAAAUUAACAGCAGCAACAGCCAGCUGGAAAAACAACUGAGCUCUCUGGAAAGUAACAAAGCUGAAGGGAAGCUGCAGAGAGAGGUGCCUGAGGGGGAAUGUGCCAAGCAGCAGGAGACUGUGCAGUGUGUGAAUGCAGAGCAGGCAUCCACCAUGCCUGACACAGAGCCAUCAGCUGUAAAUAGUUGUUACUCUGCCAAGUCAACUGCCAGGAGUUCUCCUCUGACAGAAGCAAGGGAGAACAGCCUGGAGCACAGUUCUUCCAGCUCGCAGCCAUGCCACGAGGAUGACAGUCUGGGCACUUUCAACAUGAAAGCCCUCCUGCCCAGAAAGCCUAACAGAAGGGGCAGUAGCUUCAAAGUGGCUAAUGUGAGAGGUCACGAACUACCAGCUCAGGGUGAAUUUGUCCAUGCCCAGUUUGUCCCUGCAGAAUCCCAUCGAGUUAGAGUGAGGUUUGCCAACUCCAAAAUGAAGUCUGUGAAAAUCAAGAGGAGGAACAGUGAGAAGUUGCCCAGGCCUGGGAAGCCAAGCUAUUGUACAGAAAAGCCAAAGGCAGUCCACCUGGCUGCCAGGUUCCCUGCUGAAUGCCAUCAGUCCCAGAGGCAGCAUGGAGCAAAGGGCCUUCUUAGGAGACCUACCUAUGCUGGGGAGGUUACAGGCAGAUCUUGCUCAGAAUCCAGCCUGUUCCCUGUGCAAUUCAGAAUGCCCCCUGUGCCAUCCAAGCCUGACCUUUACAGGGCAUCUUCUAAUGCCCUCUAUUCCCUUGAAACUACUUAUGUAGACACAGCCAUCAAGAAGAAACAGCGCAAGUGGCAGUCCACUGUGGAGAUCUCAGCGAAGGCCCAUAUUGCCAGUGGUUUUGGCUUUGGGCCUCCAAGACAGCCCAUAAGGAGAGCAGGGGUCCUGCGUGCUGUGAGCGUGAGGGCACGUUCAAAGCCUCACCACCAUGAAAUGUAUGCCAAAAGUGAGUCAGACCACUCUGAGUACUCUGCUGAAUGUGCUUCCCUCUUUCACUCCACCAUUGCAGAGACCAGUGAAGGUGAGGUUAGUGACUACACAGCCAACCGCUUUGGGGACAGUGAAUCCAGUGAAAGUGAUUCAGAUGGCAGUAGCCACAGUAGCAGCUUCACUCUUGACUAUGACGAUGGAGAUGACAGUGAGUUGAUCUGGCCUGAAACAUCUGUCCGGCAAUCUGCAGCAGUCCAAACCUCUUCCAAACCUCUUCCCCCGAUGCCCAAAAUCUGCCGCAUUAAAGCCUCAAAGGCACUGAAGAAGAAGAUUAGGAGAUUCCAACCUGCUUCUCUAAAGGUUAUGACCAUGGUUUAAGUGAGAGCAAACAUCUGUAUUUCCCAAUGAGACAUCAAGCUGGCUCUGGCUUGUUUGCAAAACAAAAGAGCUGAUGCUCAAAGAAAAGGAUUUUCUUAAACGAACUGUGAACAACCCUGAAUCAACACAAGGGACCUUUUCAUUUGCUAAUGCCUGUAUAUAAAUGUCACUGUAUCUAAUUUCCUCUUUUGCCAUUUAGUCUGUAAAUACCAUUGUGUAUAUAGGCCAAUGUCUUUUCUACAAUGCUUCAGAGGUCACCCUGUUAAAAACGAAAUGUUAAUAUGAGCUAACAUGUUUGAACAGGCUCUGCCACAAGAUUCUGUGAGAAGCCUCUUGGUGGCUUGUAGUCCAUGGGCAUUCAGAGAAUUGACCCAGUCUGAGACACAGGCCUCCUAAGAAGGCCUCACUAUUCUCCAGAUAAAGACCCUGAAGCUUCCCUCCCUCCACCAAGAUUCUGUCCAUAAUAUGACUCACAAGAAAGUAUCUCCCCAUUAACUGCUCAUCUGUCACUCUGCUCCUCCAACUGAGCACCACCAGAGCACUUGGUUUGGUUUCCUCCACACUUGGAUUGAUCAUUCCCAGCCAACCCCCCAAUCAUUAAGAGGGAUCAAGUUUAAAAGGGAGGGGAAUGUACUGAUGAAGAAGAACAAGACAUUAAGGAUAGUUUGCUAUAUACAAAAUUGAAGGCAUAAAUAUGAUGUUAAAAAACCUGUCUUUACCAUUUUUUUCAUGCAUUGUUAAGAUGGACUGUUUCCUGAAUGGGCAAAAAAAGAACGCUCUGUACCAUAGCUGUGGCUGAGAGUGUAACAGUUUUGCCCUUGCCAUUGCAGACUCAAUAAAUACUAUUUAAUGUUCUCCUGAAAA
Molecule: messenger RNA, 3303 nt
Organism: Gavialis gangeticus (Gharial)
Lineage: Eukaryota; Metazoa; Chordata; Crocodylia; Gavialidae
Gene: DACT2
Product: dishevelled binding antagonist of beta catenin 2
Exons: 4
Coding region: 19-2439 (806 amino acids)
Biological process (GO): negative regulation of nodal signaling pathway
Cellular component (GO): cytoplasm
Source: RefSeq, a predicted model, not a curated record